GCCAGAUUGAGCCAGAGCCAGUUGUGCGAGCCCGUUUUAAAGUUACACUGUUGGGAAUCUUUCGGUGUGCUGUUUUGGAUAGGCUUUCUCCUCGUAUAUUAACAAAUACAACAACAAGCCGGAACAGGAAAUCGCCAUUGAAUUGACCACAUCGAGGCUUCACGAUGGACAACGUUGCAGUUUCUACACGAGACCACACCAAUAAGAAGCGAAACAAGGAGAAUGCUCAGCCUGCCUAUGGAUCCAAGUCCUUCAUCAGAAACGACAAACCGUCUGUUACUCCCUUCCAAAUGACAAGCAACAAAAGAGAUGACACCUUGGAAAAACAUGGUCCUCUUGUGGACACAAAGUCAACAUCUGGUGAGGCCCUGCAGAAAGUAAAGCCUCUGCAGAACACUGGUAGAGCUGCUGCUGAUGUCAAACCACGACAAACACACAGCCGGGCCUACCUCAGCCAGCAGGCUGUGAGACACAAGAAAAUAGUUGCAGAAGCUCCAAAGCCACCAGCUGCUGUGCCAUCAUCAAAGUCUGCUCCCGGCAUGUACAAAGGCAAAGUCGUCCAGUCUAAAAUUGGAUCCAUUUGGAAGUCAACUACCAGCAUUAGCGAGCUGGAUACUAAACCAUCAGCACCCAAAACACAAGGCCAGAGGGUCGGAAAUGUCACGAAAUGCAGAUCCAAAUCUGUUGCUGACCUGCCUGGGUAUAGCAUGCAGAAACCUGUGCCGACCAGUUCCAAGUCAGCGUUGGAUAGACAUGCUCAGGUCUCCAAGCCUGCCCUCUCCAGCCGCCCCACCGCAGGAUUCCGCUCUGCUCGUCCCCCUGCCAGGACCGCCCCAGCAACACUAGCCAGCACCAGCUCCAGAAACACUAAAGUGGCUCCCACAAAGGGGACCAGCACUCAGAACUCAAAUAUUUCAGUGACAGACAAGAAGGUCAACAAACCUCCUGUCUCAAGUACCCUCAGUCAGUACAGAUUCAACAUGGAGACUGCAGAGGAAAGAAGAGCAAAACUUGCAGAGUGGAUGGCCUCCAAGGGGAAGACUUUCAAGAGACCAGCCAGGGCGACAGCAGAACUCUCUAAAACCAAAGUCUCUGCAAAACCUGCAGCUGAUCUCAAACCAAAGUCUCAGCCAGCUGCACAGAGCAAACCUGAAUCCAGACUGGAACACAAGCCGGACUCUGCUGCCGCGGCUCACUGUGCAGACACACAGGGAGCAGCGCCAAUACACGACAGAACUCCACUCAUCAUGAACACCACCCUGGACCUGCUGGAGGACUCUGAUGCAGGUCUGCCUGGUGACCCACAGGGCAGUGUGGAUGAUAUCGUCCUGAACCUGUGUGAUGUUUUGGAUGCCAUGGGGACUCCCUCUAAAUGCCAUGAGCCCUCACUGGUGACAGAUGUGUCCUGUGAUUCUGAAAUGGAGGACAGCCAACCAGAGGAUGAAUGUAAAGAGGAGGAGCUGAACAAGGGAACGCCUGAGGAUGUUGGCAAGCAGCCAAAGGUUGAGCAAGUGAAGCACCAAGUAGAAGAAAGUGAUGGCGUGGAGACGGAGGAAGAAGUAGAAAGUGAUGAUGAUGUACAAUGUGUGACAGAGAAUAUGCCGCAGAGGGAGGGGGCUUCAAUGAUAAAGUACAGUGUGAAGACCACACCAUAUCUGCAAAGUGUCAAGAAGACAAUCCAAGAGGAGGCCAGCACAAGUAGUUUUAAGAAAAAGAACAACAUCAAAGAUCUGAAGUUCCUGACACCAGUGCGGCGCUCCUGCCGCAUCGAGCGGAAAUCGUCCCGGCUGCCGGCGAUGCUGAUGGAUCCUGAUCCCUGCGUGUCCUCGCUGGCGGAGCUGGUGAUGCUGGACGGCGAUUCCAACGCCUACAUCUACAGGAAGAACCACGCUCUGCUGGAAGACCUGCCAGACCAGCCCAGACUGUGAGGAGCGCUGUGUGGGACUCAAGCUAAUGGACACUUUACACUCGUAUUUAGUUUUUAUGCUGUUUUAUUGUAUUGAGGAAAACAUUGUUGUCCUUUUUUAUUGUAUUCUGAAUGUAUUUACUAUCCUCCAACACUUUCUAUGUUCAUCUUUUUUAAAUAAAUGUGACAGAUUGCUAAACGCAGUGCAAUAAAGGAAUGCUUUAUCUUAA
Messenger RNA from Trematomus bernacchii (emerald rockcod), 2136 nucleotides. Its product is annotated as cytoskeleton-associated protein 2. The transcript has 7 exons. Gene Ontology annotation, biological process: negative regulation of microtubule depolymerization. Gene Ontology annotation, cellular component: microtubule cytoskeleton. Bases 165 to 1928 code for a protein of 587 amino acids. The record is from RefSeq and is a predicted model, not a curated record. Lineage: Eukaryota; Metazoa; Chordata; Actinopteri; Perciformes; Nototheniidae.